Messenger RNA from Fusarium graminearum PH-1, 859 nucleotides. RefSeq lists its product as uncharacterized. Gene Ontology annotation, cellular component: plasma membrane; site of polarized growth; actin filament. The record is from RefSeq and is a predicted model, not a curated record. Gene Ontology annotation, molecular function: actin filament binding. Gene Ontology annotation, biological process: regulation of actin filament polymerization. NCBI's taxonomy places the organism in Eukaryota, Fungi, Ascomycota, Sordariomycetes, Hypocreales, Nectriaceae. The coding region runs from base 211 to 651 and encodes 146 amino acids. The transcript has a single exon.
AGGAAAGACCAAGCUUUUUUGAACCCUUUGAUUGUUCUACAGUUGCAAUACAAUCCUUUUGUUGGUUGACUGGAACUGAAACUACGUACCAGGCCCAGUUUAUUCCUCCUACCUCUCAAUCCCAGCUCGACGGGAUCCGAUUCGACCCUCGACGCACCGACACACCGAUCCCAAUUCAAUCAAUCGAUACGAUAAUACAUACAUACAAUAAUGUCUGGUCUCGACGCGCAGGAAAUAGCCGCCGCCUACGACGCCGUGCGCGCCGACAAGGAACCCACCAACUGGCUCCUUAUCUCGUACGCGUCGGCCGUCGGCAACAAGCUCGCGCUCACCAAGACGGGCACGGGCGGUCUCGCAGAGCUAGUGAGCAAUCUGGACGACGGGCAAGUCCAGUACGGCUACGUGCGCGUCGAGUACGCCAACGACAAGGAGAGUACGCGCGUGAAGUUUAUACUCGUGGUCUGGAUCGGGGAGAAUACAAAGGUCAUGCGCAAGGCGCGCGUCAGUAUCGAGAGCGGCGAUGUCAAGAAGCAGCUUUCCCAUCAUAGCAUCGCUGUCACGACGGGGGAUAAGUCGGAGUUGGACGAGAGGGAUAUUGUGGUUCGGUUGAGGAAGGCUGGUGGUGCUGAUUACAACGGAGGACGGGGUUAAUCGCGUAUUACUGCUGCACAUAUAGCGUUUACUGCACAUGCAUACAUACAUACACACGCACAUACAUACAGAGUACACAUGCAAGGAACGGCCCGUCAUGACAAGCGUAUUGAUCAUCAGCUAUCGACAUUGAGCACCGGUCACGUGUCGGUGAGGGAAAGACAAGAGACGGGAUUAAGGACGUGUCGCCGGACUUCUUAGAUAGGAA